Messenger RNA from Vigna umbellata (rice bean), 1179 nucleotides. The record is from RefSeq and is a predicted model, not a curated record. NCBI's taxonomy places the organism in Eukaryota, Viridiplantae, Streptophyta, Magnoliopsida, Fabales, Fabaceae.
GUUUAGUUUCUUUUUCAGAUAUACACCAUUGCAAUCUGCCUGAGGAAUCAAAAAGGGGAGCUAGCUAUAUCUAGGCCAAUGAAGAGGAACAAUUUCAUGAAAGACUACACUCACACUUGUGCCAACAACAACCCAUCAAAAGACUUCACCCAUGUUGUCAACUGUUACAACAACAAGCAGAACCAGAUGGCUAAAGACUUGUGGGAGUGCAGCACCAACUCUCACAGCAAUGCAGAUCAGGACUAUGUCAAUGGCUUCCCUUGGCCUCCAAGAUCAUACACUUGUAGCUUCUGCAGGAAGGAGUUCAAGUCUGCUCAGGCUCUUGGUGGCCACAUGAAUGUUCAUAGGCGGGAUAGAGCAAGGUUGAGACAGUCACCCCCAGCUGAAGGUCAAGCAGCCCAUAUGUUCAACCUUAACCUUGACCCUACCACAACAAACCCUAACAACUCAACCUCAUCUUGGUCCUCGUUACCACCAUCUUCAUCUUCUGCAACUCUCAAACCUGUCACUUGCACAUUACCCUUGUUUGUUUCUCCCACUCCUCCUUCACCUUCUUCUGACUUGAAGAGAUGGGUUCUUGUGGAUGGCAUUCUGUUGAACCCUUUGAGCACAAACACCCCAGAGCCCGCUAAGUCAAAGAUUCCAGAAUCUUUAUCAGCCGGGGCUGGAGAAUAUGAUCAUGCUUUUGCAAGAGAAGAUGGGUUCACAGUGUUGAAGAAAGGAGAAAUUCUGAGGAUGGACUUGGAGAUAGGUUUGCCUAGAACUUAUGAUUUAGAUCUGGAGCUUCGUUUGGGUACUACUUACUCUUAGGCCACACUCACACGGAUAGGUAUGAAGCAACCAGCAUAUGUAGUAGUUGUUAACUAGUUAUCAUAUUUCUCUAUGUUAAUUUACUAGUUAAUGUUGGCAUGCAGCAAGAAGAUUGGAUGAUUAUUAACUUGAAGUAGGGUCGUAUCAAAUGGAAAUGUAUCUAUACUCGCCAUCUUCAACAUAAUAGCUAGCUAGAUUCUAUGUGUCUAUGAAGGCUUUCACUUCCUUUACUCAAUAGUUACGGGUGAAAAGCUUAAUCUUAACUUAGUUUAGCAUCUUGUUUUAUGCUACCUUUUUCUGUCAAAUUUUCAAUCAGAAAUGAUUAUGUUUUGGACGUGCAUGAAUUAGUAUCUUUCACAUGUUGAUGAU